Messenger RNA from Rhopalosiphum padi (bird cherry-oat aphid), 2368 nucleotides. RefSeq lists its product as uncharacterized. The transcript is spliced from 6 exons. The record is from RefSeq and is a predicted model, not a curated record. NCBI's taxonomy places the organism in Eukaryota, Metazoa, Arthropoda, Insecta, Hemiptera, Aphididae. Bases 532 to 1719 code for a protein of 395 amino acids.
GCGCUGUCGUCAGUCGUCACUCCUCAUAAUUUCUACUGAGUUGGACUUACUUAUCAAUAUUUCAUUAUUUCAUAUCACAUUUUAGUAUGAGUUUGACGUUUGUUCGUCCAGUACUUAUGUCAUUUAUUGCUGUUCAUUUAGUAUUCGCGACAAUGUUCCACGAUUGAUGGUUGCUUGCUCCACUCGAUUUCGCUGUUUUUAUAAACACGAAAUAUUUUAUCAUUUGGUGCGUUUUACAAUUAAUAAUAUAAUAAUUAAUUAAGAUAGAAUCUUAUUAUUUAUUUCAAUUUACUGCAAAAAUUCUGUAUGACACUCAAUACAAUAAUAUUUCAAAUACGGUUACACAAAUAAUAUAAAAUUUAAGGUGUAAUAAAUACCUACGAAAGACAAGGUAAAAAAUUAAAUAAAUCACAUAAAAAUUUAAUCAAACAAAAUUUUGCAAAAACUGAAGUGAAAAAACAGAAAACUAAUCAAGAAGCUAUAAAAUUAAACUAGCAACAAGCUGUUAUAGACGAACCAAUUGUAUCCAAAAUGAAUGAAAUGAAUAUUAAAACUACACAUUAUGAAAAAUUUUUUUCAAAAAAAAAAUUUUUCGCUAGUCUAGGAUUAAUGAAAAAAGAAAAAAUUAAAAAAAUAGUUGAAUUUAAUAAGAAGAAGAAGAAUAAAAGAAUAACAAGAAGCGGUGCUGUAUACAAUAAUAUUUCAAGUAAGACUACCAAAGCCAAGAAAAAAACUAAUGAAAAAAUUCAAAAUAAACAUCUAAUCCAACAAAACUUUGAGAAAUCUGAAGUGGAACAACAACAAAUAAAAAAUAUUAAAACUAAUGUAAAAAAGCAACCAAAAAAAAAAUCAAAAUCUUUAAAAUUAAACGUACAAAAAUCUAUAACAUAUAAACCAAUUACAUCCAUGGUGAAUGAAGUUAAUGAAACAAUUAAAUUAAAAAUAAUACCACCCCAAAGAAAGCUAAAAAGUAUAGCUGGUCCAGGAUUAUUGACAAAAGAAAAAAGCAAAGAAGAAAAUGAAAAUGUGAUAUCUAUACUACAUAAAAAAAAUGAAAUCCAUUCAAAGGUAAUUAUGAUAGCUAAUGAAGAUAAUACAAAGCAAACAAAUCAUGAACAAUCCACUUCAGAUACAACUUACUUAAUUAUACCCAAAUUGUGGAUUUGGACUUUUUAUGACAAUUUAAUAAAAUUACAAAGGGCUCUAACAAUGAAUCUUGUAAAACAUGCCUGUAUUCCAAUGACUUAUGAUCCAACUGUAACUGAUGGUCUUGAUUUGAAAUGGAUGAGUGAAUUAUACUCUAUUCUUCUGUUAAAUAAGAAACUAGAUACAAUUCAAUAUCAGUUGCGUGGAAUUCAAAAAAAUCAUAAUUCUUUAUUGCAAAAAAUUGGUGUGUCUAAAUAUCAAUGGAUUUCUGAUAAAAAUAUAAAUCUUGAUAAAUUUCUUGAUUGGUUAUCGCGAAAAUUUAAAAAAAUGAAAAUUUCAAUAAUUAUAGAAUUAAACAAAUAUUAUGACAAUAAAAUAAGGACCAUUGAAAAUGAGAAACCCAAUUUAAAAAACCUAGAAAAUAUGAAAUCAACGGCACAUGGAUAUAUUAAUUUUAAAUCGCACAAAAAAAAGCGAUUUUUAACUAAUGUAUCAGUGCCGCUGAUGACAAUUACAGCACCAAUAGAAAAAAAACUCGUCAACUGCGGUGUUGUCGAUGAAGAAAGAAGAUGAGAAAUCCACUGCGACUACUGCGUUAAUAUUCAAUAAAAAGAUUCAAUCAAAAUGUCUAGAUGAACAUUCAACUGCACCAAGAAUAAACAUGAUUCAAGCUUUUCAGAAACUCAAAGAAAGUUUUCCUAAAAAUAAGUGUUUUAUCACAGAAUUAAUAAAGUUGGAACAGUAUCGUAAUAUGGGAAAUCUUAUUAUAAAAAAUAUAGAUCAUGAAUAGAGCACUGAAAUUACAUGACUGUGUGUAACCAAAAAUAGCAAUUGCAUUUAAUCAUCCAAUCUAGUUAAAGAUAUUUAAAUUAAAAGUCAAUACUACUGACUCUAAUUUCAAUAAAAUCUCCCCUGUUCUGGAAAUAUAAGAGUUCUCAACCAGUUAAAAAAAUAUACUUUUUUCUAGAUUAACCAUCUUUAUGUCUACUCAUAGUGCAGUUUAAUGUUCAUCAAGAAAUUUCGAUUGCCUACUGUUAUUGUUAUUUGUAAAUGUUGUAAUGUAUAGUUUGAAUGGACUUCAUGUCCCUCAUACUUUGUAAUAUUAUUAUAUUUUCUUAAUUGUGAUAUUUGACGUAAAGUUAAAUACGUUAAAUUUAUAAGAAGCACGUUCUAAGUGUUUAUUAUGUUCAUGUGGCAAAAGCAACAGUAUGUUAAAGACUGU